GGAAAAUUAAAAAAUAAAAAGGAAAAAAAAAAUUGCAGAAAGCCAGAGACUAAAAAACUGCUAAAAGAACCAAAACAAAAGAGCGGAGACGGGGAGAGAUCUGAGUUGGGGACCGAGUCAAGCCCGAGUUAGGUCACGUCACGCUAUCGUCUUGUCAGCAUUAAUUGGCAGUGACGAUCCUGACCGUUAGAUCUCAUUGCUGUCAACCUUCUCUCUCUCUCUCGCACGCUGCCCCUAAGAAUUUGAAUCGAACAAUCUCAGGAAAAAAGCUGCAACUAAGAAGCGGAACGAUCGGGUCGAGUUUCGGGGAUUGUUUUAUUGUACGACUCGGUGCUUUCCCAGAUUUGAACUUUGUGGAAGCUUGUUUCUGUCUUGUGGGGCUCAAGUUCAAUCGAUUAAAGUGCGUUUGGAAACUGAGAAAUAUGGGAGAAGUUUGGGCGAUAUUGAGGGAUUUAAAUAAUAAUUAUCUUAUGUAGUUUAUACACAAAAGCGUUGAUGUUAAUUGAUCUCUUUCAUUUGGGUAUGAUUUGGACUCUCAGAAAUACCUAAAGUUGAUUUGGCAGUACAGGGCUGAAUAGUAGAAGCCCUAAUCUACUGGGUCUUCUCUACUAAGUGAAGCCCUAGAAAUUUUGUGAACUAUAAUUGCCGGAAAAUGGAAAAGAAUCCAUAGCUUAGAAAUAGAAAAGUAUAGAAGUAUAGAACCAAUGGAAGAUAUCUCCAAGUAUUCCCACAGUCCUGCUCACCUUGCAGUUGCACGCCGUGAUUAUGCAGCCCUCAGGCGUAUCAUCUCAACCUUACCAUCUCUUGCCAAGGCUGGUGAAGUUAAUACGGAAGAAGAGUCUCUUGCUGCUGAGAAACGAGCUGAUGCUCUUUCUGCUGUCAUUGAUCGUCGAGAUGUUCCUGGCCGUGAGACUCCUUUGCAUCUUGCUGUUAAAUUGCGAGACCCAGUCUCUGCAGAGAUUUUGAUGGUAUCUGGUGCAGAUUGGAGCCUGCAGAAUGAAAAUGGUUGGAGUGCUCUUCAAGAAGCAGUUUGCACAAGGGAGGAACAGAUUGCUAUGAUAAUUGCUCGGCAUUACCAGCCUCAUGCUUGGGGAAAAUGGUGCCGUAGGCUUCCACGAAUUGUUGCUUCAGCAGCUCGUAUUCGUGACUUUUACAUGGAGAUAACAUUUCAUUUUGAGAGUUCAGUUAUCCCAUUUAUUGGUCGCAUUGCCCCCUCAGAUACUUAUCGCAUUUGGAAGCGUGGCUCUAACCUUCGUGCUGACAUGACCCUUGCUGGGUUUGAUGGUUUUCGCAUCCAAAGGUCAGAUCAAACAUUUCUCUUCUUGGGAGAGGGGUAUUCUUCAGAGGAUAGUAAUAUAUCUUUGUCACCAGGUUCUUUGAUUGUUCUUUCUCACAAGGAAAAAGAAGUUGUUAAUGCUUUGGAGGGGGCUGGUGCUCUACCAACAGAAGCAGAAAUUGCCCAUGAAGUGGCUUUAACGUCUCAAACUAAUAUGUAUAGGCCAGGCAUUGAUGUCACUCAGGCAGAGCUUGUUCCUCAUUUGAAUUGGAGGCGACAAGAGAGAACAGAGAUGGUCGGAAAUUGGAAGGCCAAAGUUUAUGAUAUGCUUCAUGUAAUGGUUAGUGUGAAGUCAAGGCGGGUUCCAGGUGCAAUGACUGAUGAGGAGCUUUUUGCUGUUGAUGAUGAAGAAAGGUUGGUAAAUGGUGUUGACAAUGAUGAGUUUGAUGAUGUAUUGACAGCUGAGGAGAGGGAGCAGUUGGAUACUGCACUUCGAAUGGGGAAUUCAGAUGGCCUUUGUGAGGAUGAGGAACCUGGGGUCCUUGAGUACCAAGAAAAUGGAUCUGCUGGUUCUUAUGAAAAUGGGGAAUCUAAUGGUACCAUUAAAGAGAAGAAGAGUUGGUUUGGUUGGAAAAACAAAGGUUCAAAGAACAAUAUUGAUGAUCUGGAAGAUUCAAAGAUCUUGAAGAAGUUUUCUAAGUUGGCACCUGAAGGUGGGAACCAAAAAUCCAUUGACAAUCAAAAAUCAUCAUCUGAAUUGGCUAGGGAGGACUUGGGGGAUGCCAAGAAGGGAAAGGAUAAAGGCAACAAGAAGAAAAAGAAGAAAGGGGUCAGCAGUGAGCCUAAGCAUGAGAGUGAGUACAAGAAGGGUUUAAGGCCUGUCUUGUGGCUGACACCAGAUUUUCCAUUGAAAACUGAGGAGCUUCUGCCAUUACUUGAUAUAUUAGCCAACAAGGUCAAAGCUGUUAGGAGGCUUAGGGAGCUUUUGACGACUAAAUUACCUCAAGGGACUUUUCCUGUGAAGGUUGCCAUCCCAAUUGUCCCAACUAUUAGGGUGGUAGUUACAUUUACAAAAUUUGAGGAGCUUCAGCCAGUGGAGGAGUUCUCAACUCCCCUUUCCAGCCCAGUACAUUUCGAAGAUGCCAAAUCCAAGGAAGCAGAGGGGUCCACGUCGUGGAUUUCAUGGAUGAGAGGGAGUCAUGGUGGACAAUCAAGUGAUAGUGAUAGUCACAGAUAUAAGGAUGAGGUUGAUCCAUUCCACAUACCAUCUGACUACACUUGGGUUGACGCCAAUGAGAAGAAACGCCGGAUGAAGGCCAAGAAAUCAAAGAGUAAGAAACACAGGAAACAGGCCCCAGCCAGGGGUGGCGAUGGUGGAGCACAUACGAGUGAAGAUGUGGAGGAAUAACUGAAUAAACCAUCCCAUGGACCUUUGCCGGUUGAAAAUGCCAUGCAAGGGGAAAGACAUCUCACAUUAAUCCUUCUUUUGGAUUCAUGCUUGGAUGAGUUGCGAAAGAUAUAUCGGGCAAUCACUUCUUGUUGAUUACGAAGACUGUUGUCUUCUUUAGUUGAAUUGUUAUGUGAUGAAAUUGAAGAGGAGCAGGGAGCGAAAUCUCCCUUUUCCCCCACCUUUAAUAUCUUAUUUUUCAUUCCUUUUUUAGACGUUAAUCUUUGUAUCAAAAUCAGCUGAUUAUCGAUCUUACACUUUGUGAUGGGUGUUUGGUCAUUUUGACCUGCACUGUUCAUUUGUUUUGAAAUGGUAAAAUGAUGCAAUUUCUCGAUUUUCA
This is a messenger RNA of Manihot esculenta (cassava), 3063 nucleotides long. RefSeq lists its product as uncharacterized. The record is from RefSeq and is a predicted model, not a curated record. The coding region runs from base 705 to 2684 and encodes 659 amino acids. Gene Ontology annotation, molecular function: protein binding. The transcript is spliced from 3 exons. Lineage: Eukaryota; Viridiplantae; Streptophyta; Magnoliopsida; Malpighiales; Euphorbiaceae. Gene Ontology annotation, cellular component: cytoplasm.